AUGUAUUCUGGUCAAUACCCACCACCACCAAACUAUGUAAUGCUACAACACCAGUACGGUGCACCACCACCACCUUAUUACGCUCCUCAACCUUACCCCCAACGCCGUUCACGGGGUAAUUGUUGCAUCAGGUUCAUUUGCUGCAUUUAUUGUCUUCUCUUCCUCUUAAUAUUUUUCAUGGCCGCAAGCCUCGUUCUCACCUACACAUUCUACAAGCCAAAAAUCCCUAUAUACAAAUUAGAGGACUUCAGUGUUACCAACUUUAAUAUGCAGCCUGACAUGAUAAUAAAUGCCGAAUUUCUGGUCACAAUUAGAGCACAGAAUCCUAACAGAAAGAUCGGGUUCAUAUAUGGGAAAGGCAGUACAGUCAUCGUCACUUUCGAAGGAUCCACAUUAUGUAGUGGAAAUCUGCCUGCAUUUCACCAAGGACACGAAAAUGUCACGAUGCUAAAGAUUCCAUUGGCCGGCAAAGCCACAUUCGGGCCUGACCUUAAUAAGGCCCUUAGAGAUGAUAACGAACAGGGCAGGAUUCCAUUGAUGGUUCAGGUCAACGUCCCUGUUACUGUUGUAAUGGAUGCGUUUCCAAUGAGACAGUUUGACUUUCAUGUGAGCUGUCAUAUGACCAUUGAUUCCUUGAGGCCUGAUAAGAAACCCAGUAUAUUAUCUACCACUUACACAUUUGGUUUUGGAUUCUGAUCAGUCCUUUUGUUGAA
Molecule: messenger RNA, 713 nt
Organism: Beta vulgaris subsp. vulgaris (sugar beet)
Lineage: Eukaryota; Viridiplantae; Streptophyta; Magnoliopsida; Caryophyllales; Amaranthaceae
Exons: 1
Coding region: 1-696 (231 amino acids)
Cellular component (GO): plasma membrane
Source: RefSeq, a predicted model, not a curated record